This is a messenger RNA of Cercospora beticola, 1837 nucleotides long. The record is from RefSeq and is a predicted model, not a curated record. NCBI's taxonomy places the organism in Eukaryota, Fungi, Ascomycota, Dothideomycetes, Mycosphaerellales, Mycosphaerellaceae.
GCGUAUCGACAGUUUCCCACAAUCUUGACCACUUGCUAUACAGGGUUGAUCGAAUUGCACCUUGUUCGCGAUGGUGUACUUCUCUCCAUCAGCUAAUAUGAGACCAGUGCAGGCGUGGGCAUUUCGACCCGUAUUCGAACAAGACGUUGCAGAAUCACCAACGUUCCUAUCCCUUCAUGGGCAGAACACACCAUGCUCUUAGGAAUGACUCAGGUCGCCGUCUACAACGCGAACGGUUCGAGCUUCUUCAUGGAUAAUAAGUGUUCAACAAGAAUAUGCAAGCAAAGAUAAGCACUCGCGACUGUGGACCCGAAUCCAAGGCACACCAUGAGCUAGCAUGGUGGCGCAAUAGCUGCCUCGAUCAGAUAUCAUCUCUAAGCUCGCACAACGCCUCACAUCCUCGCAGACGUGCACAAGCAGACAGCCAAAGCUUCAGCUCCAAGCAUUCAAUGGCCAUCGAUCCCGAAUACCCUCUGCUAAGAGUAGCCAUAGUGGGCGCAGGCCCAGGCGGCCUCGCAACGGCAAUAGCUUUGCAACAGAUCCCCAAUGUUGAAGUGACGAUUUAUGAGCAGGCCAAGGUGCUCCGAGAAGUUGGCGCUGGUAUCAGCAUAGGCCAAAAUACGUGGAACGUCUUGGAAUUGCUGGGCGUCGCGGAUGACUUGACCAGUGGGCAUCCUACUGUGACAGUGCUGAACCUAAAUGGUGCUACCGGUGAAGAGCUUUCGAGGUUCGAGAAGCAGACUGACACCAAGCGACUACCAAUACGAACCCAAAGAACCAAGCUGCAAUCUGCCCUGCGAUCUCAUGUGUCUGAGGAGAGACUCAGACUAGGCACCAAAGUUGCCAGCAUCGAAGACCUCGGGCAGGGCGGAGUGCUCCUGAGAUUUGCAGAUGGCUCAGAAACCGCUGCUGAUCUCGUAGUUGGUGCUGAUGGUAUUCGUUCUGUCGUUCGAGACGCUGCGUGGAGAGAUUAUGAGCUCAAGUUCACUGGCACCACUAUCUGGCGAACUCUACUACCUUGGGACGCUGUGAAAGAUCUUGACCCGAGAUUCGCAACGACGGCAUGGUGGCACACACCUACCACGCACGUCUACUUCUCACCAGUGGGUGAAGGCUUGUGGGAAAUUGCAGCUCGAGCAUACCAAGAUCCUGCGAUCCAUGCUGCUGACAAGCACAGCUGGGGCGUACCUGUGACAAAUGAGGUCGUGGAAUCUCAUUUUGGCGUGAGCAUUGUAGGCAACGAAAACAGAGACGAGAGCUGACAACAAAUCUGAACAGGCUUAUCUACCACAGGUCCGCGAAGCUUUGCAGAGAGUGCCAGAAGGAGGUUGGAAAGAAUUUGCAGCUUUCGCCGGCCCAGAGCUCGACGACUUGACAAACUGGAACGACAAGAUAGUGCUCGUUGGAGACUCAUCACAUGCACUUUCCGGAGCAUUUGGAUCUGGUGCAGGAUUUGCCAUGGAGGACGGCUGGGUGUUGGCUCAAGCGUUGAAAGCGAGUCGUAACGACAUUCAUCAAGCGCUUCCCAUUUUCAACAGGAUACGCCUGCCGUACUAUUCCCGAAUGUACGCGCAUCUCGCUGAAGUGGCCGAGCGGAGAAGCCAGAAUUUGCAGAAAGUUGUCAACCCAACUGCGGAAGAUUUGGUCCGCAAUAAAGUCAUCCAGCCGGGAGGACGUGACAUGCAGUGGAUUUACGGUAACCAUAUCGGUAGGGUGUGGGAACAGUCCACUGCUGGCAUAGAAGCACAGCUCUGAAAAGACACGUCAUUACUUGCUAAUCUAGAUCAUCACAAUAUACCAUCAGUCACCGAUGCGAAGCCAUCGCAGGAAUCAUACG